AUGUUAUCUGCAUCUGCUCCUUUUGAGGGUCCGGAGAAGCUGCUGGAGGUGUGGUUUGCACCCUCCCCAUCUCACGUUCCCGAUGCCAACUCGCCGAAAAAUGGCAAGUUCGGGUUGAGAAAAGUCCCUCGAAUCGUAUGGGAGGACAUGCUUGCAGUUGUCAAGUGCAAGGUGCUCAGUGUCAUCGAAGGUGAUGAAACUGACGCCUAUUUAUUGAGCGAGUCAUCGCUGUUUGUUUUCGCACAUCGUAUCAUUUUGAAAACAUGUGGUACGACUCUUAACCUCCUGGGUCUCCCAGGCAUACUUGACAUUGCGCGGGAUUAUGCAUCCCUGCCGUCUGUGCACCAGUGUUUUUAUUCUCGCAAGUCUUUCAUGUUCCCAGAACGUCAACUCGGGCCACACCGGGAGUGGAAAGACGAAGUUGCAUUUUUGGAUGCCAUAUUCCCAUGGGGUGCUGCGUAUACAGUAGGCAAGGUGAACGGCGACCACUGGUUGCUUUACAUAACAAGCCCGAGCAAGGCCGUCCCCCCUGAUAUAGCCGAAGUGCCUCCGACCCAGGAUUACACGAUUGAGAUCCUCAUGAGUGAUCUUUCCCCUGAGGCUCGCGAGCCUUUCUUUUUCUCGGCUUCUCCCUCACCACAGGACGAUGUGCCCGCAGACCAGCUGCCGUCCAUUCUUGGUCAGACUUUGUCUUCUGCUCUCCGGAUAACGGAGAUCUUUCCGCCCCACUUGACCACAUUGGACGCGUAUGCCUUUUCCCCUUGCGGGUACUCCUCCAAUGCCCUACUCAAUUGGGGCGACGCUGCUCCGGAUCGUCGCAGAGGAGAAGGCUAUUACACUAUCCACGUCACACCUGAGGAAGGCUGGUCCUAUGCUAGUUUUGAAUGCAACGUGCCCCUUUCCUCGCGGCCAUCCUCUAAGAAAGACAUCCCCGAUCUGCAGACACUUGUCAGGCGUGUGGUCAACAUAUUUCGACCAGCAAGACUCAGCCUCACACUUUUCAUUUCGAGUCAGCACAACAAUAGCACCGAGGAGGAGGGUGCUGAUACUACUGUCGAGGUUGCGCAGCGAGCUUUCAAAGCCGCCUUGACCUCGUCCCCCGGUGGACUGGAGCCAGGCAGCUGGGACCCAGCAGACUCCCAGAGGGUUUAUAGAAGAACAGAUAAAAUCAAUUAUGAAUUUGGCGGAUACGACUUAGCGUUCGCGAGUUUCGAACUUCGAUGA
Molecule: messenger RNA, 1224 nt
Organism: Pisolithus orientalis
Lineage: Eukaryota; Fungi; Basidiomycota; Agaricomycetes; Boletales; Pisolithaceae
Product: S-adenosylmethionine decarboxylase
Exons: 2
Coding region: 1-1224 (407 amino acids)
Biological process (GO): spermidine biosynthetic process; spermine biosynthetic process
Cellular component (GO): cytosol
Molecular function (GO): adenosylmethionine decarboxylase activity
Source: RefSeq, a predicted model, not a curated record